UCUCUCCGGCAACCGAUCACGAGCGAGGCGCGCGGCUGAUGGCUGACCACCGUCACUCAUUCAGCAGGACUGACCAACCGUCUCGGCUGCCUGGUGCAGCUCACCCCGUCAUAUUUCUGUCAGACAACGAUAAGCAGGAGACCCUGUGAAGCCCAUCUCUCUUCCCGGACACUGCUGUUGUGGACGAUCGUUGUUGAUAUCCUGCUCGACCAAGGAUAUUUGUUUUGUUCUCUUUGCGUGUAAACCUGACUCUGAGACAACGAUGAAGCUCUCAUCACUUGCCGUUGGCGCGUCAGCCGUGCCUGCAGCACUGGCCUGGGGCGGCUUCGGCCACAUCAGCGUCGCCUACCUGGCCAGCAACUUCGUGUCGCCGGCGACGACGUCCUACUUCCAGGCGCUGCUGGGCAACGACACGGGCGACUACCUCGCGGGCGUGGCGACGUGGGCUGACUCUGUGCGCUACACCAAGUGGGGACGGUUCUCCGCCGACUUCCACUUUAUCGACGCCAAGGACGACCCGCCGUCGUACUGCGGCGUCGACUUCGACCGCGACUGCAAGAAGGACCGCGGCUGCGUGGUCAGCGCGCUGUACAACUACACGACGCGCCUGCUGGCCACCGACAACGACGCGGCGGGCGGCGAGCUGCCCGCGUCGGAGCGCGCCAUCGCCGCCAAGUUCGUCGUGCACUUCGUCGGCGACAUCCACCAGCCGCUGCACACGGAAAACGUGGCGCGCGGCGGCAACGGAAUCCCCGUGACGUUCGGCGGCGCCCGGUUCAACUUGCACCACGUGUGGGACACGAGCAUCGUGGAGAAGCUGGUGGGCGCCGCCGCGCACCGGCGGCCGUACGAGGCGGCGAAGCGGUGGGCCGACGAGCUGACGGAGGAGAUCAACGGGGGCAAGUACUCCCAGGACCGGAUCGACUGGCUCAGGUCUGCGAACCUGUCGGAUCCCAUCGCCACCGCCAUUGAGUGGGCAACCGAGUCGAACGCGUUCGUCUGCACGACGGUCAUGCCCAACGGUCCGGAGGCCAUCAAGGGCCAAGAACUGGGGUCAGACUACUACGAAGCCGCCGCCCCGGUGGUCGAGCUGCAGAUUGCGCGGGCGGGAUACCGGUUGGCAGCCUGGCUGGACCUGAUCGUUUCGAGCAUCAACAGUCAAUCGUCGCCGGGCGAUCUGUAGGUGCACUGUUAUUGUUUGUCGCGCUUGUCAGAGCAUCUCUGCAGGAUGAG
Molecule: messenger RNA, 1233 nt
Organism: Thermothielavioides terrestris NRRL 8126
Lineage: Eukaryota; Fungi; Ascomycota; Sordariomycetes; Sordariales; Chaetomiaceae
Exons: 3
Coding region: 263-1183 (306 amino acids)
Biological process (GO): DNA catabolic process
Molecular function (GO): endonuclease activity; nucleic acid binding
Source: RefSeq, a predicted model, not a curated record